AUGUCAGUCGAGGUUGGCCCGAGCGCGGCAAGUCCGCAUCUCGAAUCAUCAGAAAAGUCUCCCGCAACACCAAUUCGCAACACCACGUCAUCAUACACUCUCUACCAAUACCACUCAUAUGGCUGCACCAACCAGAUGUAUGGCCACGGCCACGAGAAAUAUCCAAAGUUCACGAGCAGCGCGCAUUACGUAUCGAACAUUCGCCUCCAGCACAUCGAGUCCGGUCGCAUCAUCGCGAAAAGCAACGGCGGGGAACACAACAUGUCUGCGGGAACUACAGACCACACGGAAUGGAUCUGGGAAGGCUUCAGAUCAGAUACGGGCAAGGAACAAGGGCGGGGUACGUUCUCUCUCAAGGAUCAUUCACUAGAUGGCAAACAAUCGGACGUUCGGUCAGAGGCUGACAUUUUGCAGCCAUUCAACCUCACAGCCGCCAUCCUCUUCGUCGCAGCCGGUGGAGGACUAUGGGCCUACUUCACAUACGAGAAAGAGCGCAUGGCACGAAAGCGGAUAGCAGAGCAAACAAAAGGUAUCGGCAAGCCCAAAGUAGGCGGACCAUUCCACCUCGUAGAUCACAACGGCCAGCCCUUUAGCAACGAGGACAUGCUAGGCAAAUACUCUCUGGUCUACUUCGGUUUCACCCACUGCCCCGACAUCUGCCCUGACGAACUCGACAAAAUGGCCCUCAUGUACGACAAAGUCGUUGCUGAAUGCGGAAACGUCCUCCUCCCCAUCAUGAUCACCUGCGACCCCGCGCGCGACAACCCCAGAGUACUCAAGGAGUACCUAGCGGAGUUCCAUCCCGACUUUAUUGGUUUAACGGGCAACCACGAGCAGAUCAAGAAUACUUGCAAGGCGUAUAGGGUGUACUUUAGCACGCCUAAGGAUACCAAGCCUGGUCAGGACUACCUGGUUGAUCAUAGCAUCUACUUCUAUUUGAUGGACCCAGAAGGCGAUUUCGUCGAGGCUAUCGGACGCAAUUUCACGGCUGAUCAGGCUGCUAAGGUUAUUUCGGAUCACAUCAAGGACUGGGAGAAGCCGUUGAAGAAGGAGACGAGAUGGGAGUAG
Messenger RNA from Alternaria atra, 1068 nucleotides. RefSeq lists its product as uncharacterized. Bases 1 to 1068 code for a protein of 355 amino acids. Lineage: Eukaryota; Fungi; Ascomycota; Dothideomycetes; Pleosporales; Pleosporaceae. Gene Ontology annotation, biological process: mitochondrial respiratory chain complex IV assembly. The record is from RefSeq and is a predicted model, not a curated record. The transcript is spliced from 4 exons.